AAGCGGAAGUGGGGGUGUUGUUGCCUCUAUGACUCCGGCUUCUCCAGGCCCGCGGUGAGCCCGCCGCAUCUGUUCCGGUCCCCGCCCCGCGGCUGCGGCGCUGACGUGGCUCCCGGAAGUGGGGCUGGCGCGGGGCCGCCAUGUUGCAGCAGGACAGUAAUGAUGACACUGAGGAUGUUUCACUGUUUGAUGCGGAGGAGGAGACAGCUAGUAGACCGAAAAAAUCCAAAAUCCGACACCCAGUGGCAUCAUUUUUCCACUUAUUCUUUCGAGUCAGUGCAAUUAUAGUCUAUCUUCUCUGUGAGUUGUUCAGCAGCAGCUUUAUUGCCUGUAUGGUGACCAUCAUCUUGUUGCUGUCAUGUGACUUUUGGGCAGUCAAGAAUGUCACAGGUAGACUAAUGGUUGGCCUGCGCUGGUGGAAUCACAUUGAUGAAGAUGGAAAAAGCCAUUGGGUGUUUGAGUCCAGGAAGGCCUCCCCUCAAGACAGUAAGAGCGUGUCGGAGGCUGAGUCAAGAAUCUUCUGGUUGGGGCUCGUUGCCUGCCCGGUGCUCUGGGUGAUAUUUGCCUUCAGUGCCCUCUUCUCCUUCAGGGUGAAGUGGCUGGCGGUGGUUAUCAUGGGUGUGGUGCUGCAGGGGGCCAACCUGUAUGGCUACAUCAGGUGCAAGGUGGGCAGCAGGAAGAACUUCACCAGCAUGGCCACAUCGUACCUUGGAAAGCAGUUUUUAAGACAAGGCGCCGGAGACGAUCAGACCUCCUGAAGACAGUGAGGGGGCCUGCGUGUUCUUUCCAUUGGGAACAACCGAAGGGCUCUGGACUCGGAACCUUUAGAACUCAUUACCUGUUGCAAAGAGGAGUGUGGGGUUUGCUUUUCCAUUUUUAAAUUUACUUAAAAGGAAACGUAGUUUUCAUAUUAAGUUUUUACUUUCUUUCCAGCAUUUGGGGGUUGCAGGUGUGGGCUGUGGCUAGGAACACUGUCAGCACGUGGUCCAUGGUGUACAUACGUGUGUGCAGUCAUGUGAGCUCCGUGUAUCUUAAGUUCACCAGAGUGUGCUCGUGCCCACGUGGAAUGGAGCAUGAACAUGCUUUGCAUCUUGAUCCACAGAACAUGGGGAUGUUCUGAGUCUAUCUCAAAACUCUCUCUGUUUACAUACUGUCUCUGUAGAUUAUCCUAGAAGAAGGUUUUGCUUCCAUGGUAAGAGUGAGCACUUUAGCUUAAAUAUAAGUUAGUAAUAAUUGUUAAUUUUACACUUAAUAUAUACUUCAGAAGAAACUUCUUACCCUAGGCAUUCACAGGCAGGUAAAAAUCAAAUUUGGGCUGUUUAUGUUAACUAGUUUCUCAAACUUUUGAAUUUUUAUUUGUUAACGAGUCAUGUACUUAAGCCCCAUAAUAAAUAAAUGAAAGGAAUUUUCAUAGUUUAUGUUCAGGGGAUACCUAGGCAUUGCUGCUGUUCUAUUUAUUUUGGGGGAAGGAUAGCCGGAUUUUACUUUGGAACCUUCCAGAAGCUCUUCGGUGGUCCUUGGCCUAAUGAAGUCUGUCUUUUACCACUAAAAGAGUAUUAUUCUUAUGUCAUAGUGAGAAUAAUCAUUUCAAUACUUGGCAUUAUGGAUGCCUGAAAGACGUUUUAUUUUGUGAAUCUAUUUUUUUUUCUUGCUAUAAUGGGGAUAUUGUAAAUCAUGUAUUUAUAUUAAUGGUAUUUCUUAAAACAAUAUAUGUAACAAUCUGCAAACUAUUGUAGGCUUCUGUAAAUUCUGUUGUAGGUACUGUAAACUUUGUUUUAAUCAACAGAUUAUUUUGUGACUGUAUUUAUACAUUGUUAAAGAUUUUUUGAAGAUGUUUUGUUUAAUUGAAUAAGUAUCUUAUUGGAGUGAUAACUUUGAAGGUGCAUAACUUUAUAUUUGUAUAAAACUCUACUGUUUCAAAGCACUUUGACCCUCGUAAUCUCAUUUGAUCCUCAUGACCAGCCUGUUAUGUGUGAUGCCUGCUCGUUUAUAGGCGACAGAACAGGACUUCAGGUUAUUGAGUGACUUGCCCAAGGAGUCACUGAUUACAGGAAGACCCAUCAGGACAUAUUACUGAUUUUAGAGGAAGGACAUUUGUCUCUAAAUGUCCUUUCCGUACUUACGAAUCAUUAAUUUGCUGAGUCAUUAAUUUGGUAAGAGCCUGUUUCCCAGUUUAUUUAUACUUGUCUGGUGAGGAAAGUGGACGCUGCGUAAGUGUUUUUAUUUAACCUGAAAGUGGUAUUGUCAGUCUGCAGAGUUGAGAGUCUGACGGGACAGACACAGUGGUGUCGUUCUUGAGGUAACCGUCGCUUGAGGCUGCAGUCCUAAACCAGGUGUGAACUGGAGUUUGGAACAUGCACGUGGCAGGACCUCCUGGGUAUCCCCCAGCAUUCAUCUUCCCUUCUCCUUUCCCACUGAUGAGCCAGUUCAUGGCCACAAAGACAGUGUUUCCCGGAUUUUCUUGCUGCGCCCUGGCUGCGCUUCCAGGAAGUAUUCCUAGAAGGACGGCAUGCCCGUCCCUCCCCUCUUCAUCCCUGUCGGCCGAAAUGUAGACAGAGCGGAUGGCGCUUGAGUCGCUGUCUUGGACGACGGGAUGGAAGCCUUGGUGUGAGAACAGCAGAGCAGUAAGGUGGAGAUGGAGUGCUCUCUGGUGGGGCCAGCAGCCCUGAACUGCCCGGCUCAGUUUUUAAGCGGGAGACGAACUUCUGUCUUGCUUAAGUGUUAUUGUUUUGGUUUUUCUGUUGCUACAGCCUAACUGAAUUCUUAUCAAUACAGUAUAUUUUUAGGGUCCCCCAUAAUUGUUUCCAUUAGUGUAGUAUUUGAGAUGUGAUAGUUCAGCAACUACAUAUUUGUUCUUUUCUCUGUGAGGUAAUUAAGCUGAUAUUAUAGAUGCUAACAAGUCUAGCUGUUCCGGAUGCUGUUGCUGCUGUAAAAAUUCACCCCAGAUCUUAGCAGCGUAGAACAGUCAUUUCCUAUGCUUACACGGCCGUGGGUCCAGAACUGGGGUGGAGCUCAGUGGGGACAGCUUUUCUCUGCUGCCUGCUCUGGGGCUCAACUGAGAGGUUUGAAGGCUGGUUUCUGCGCACUGGCCGGGAGCUGGGAAACCUCUGGGGGCAGCUUGGAGCCACUUGAUUUCCUGGUUAAUUAGUUUCCAUAACAUAGCACAACGUACUAGCCUAUUCUGACGAAUAUAGGUGCACAACUGACAAGAAUGCUCAGAAAACUUCUAAGCCCUAAUUCAGUAAUUUCUCCACUGCUCCUUGCUAUUUCCUUUCACAAGGAAAGAGACUGGAUUUUGGUCCCUUAGUUGUCGCCAGUUCUGAGCAGACCAGACAGGUGAAAUCGACCGGGUGAAAAUUCAACUAGGAGAGUCCACCUCCAUCUAUAGGAACCAGAAGCUUCUUGUUUCCAGCCAUUUGUUGCCAGGAAUGUGGUCCCUGU
Molecule: messenger RNA, 3441 nt
Organism: Hippopotamus amphibius kiboko
Lineage: Eukaryota; Metazoa; Chordata; Mammalia; Artiodactyla; Hippopotamidae
Gene: TVP23C
Product: trans-golgi network vesicle protein 23 homolog C
Exons: 7
Coding region: 141-758 (205 amino acids)
Biological process (GO): protein secretion; vesicle-mediated transport
Cellular component (GO): Golgi membrane
Source: RefSeq, a predicted model, not a curated record